AUGAGCCAGACGACAUUAGACGAGAAUGAUUUGGAUGUAUUGUCAAAUGUGCAAGUGACUGUGGAAGAUGUUUCUUAUGUGAUAUUUACAUCGGGAUCAACUGGACGUCCGAAAGCGGUUUCAGUUCUUAAUCGAAAUAUUGUUUCACACAUUUCUUCGGCAACUAUGUUGAAUAUUAUCAAUGGCGAUGUUAUCGUGAUUCAAAUUGGACCCUGUUCAUUUGAUGUGCAUAUACAGGAAAUAUUAGCCUCGAUCGUCGCUGGUUCUACUAUAGCUAUGUUACAUCCUGGUGGCAAUUUUGAUAUAAAAUUGAUCUGGAAAGUUAUCAACUCACAGCGGGUGACUUGCGAAACAUUAACCACGGAAAUGGUCGCAAAACUCAUGGCUUAUCUUUCUUCGGACUGCAAAGUUUAUCACGGAUAUGGUCCAUCCGAAUGUACACUGGCAGCCGCGUAUCAUCUUAUCGUCUUCCAAGAUUUGCAUUCAUCAUCAAUUCCGAUAGGACGACCUAUGCCAAAUUAUCAAUGUUACGUUCUCGAUGAAUAUUUACAAUUAGUUGGCAUUAAUCAGCUAGGUGAGCUGUAUAUCGGCGGUGCUGGUGUAUUCUCCGGUUA
Messenger RNA from Didymodactylos carnosus, 614 nucleotides. NCBI's taxonomy places the organism in Eukaryota, Metazoa, Rotifera, Eurotatoria, Philodinida, Philodinidae. The record is from the annotation of a GenBank genome assembly.